This is a messenger RNA of Malaya genurostris, 2568 nucleotides long. It is a transcript of the gene noc, whose product is annotated as zinc finger protein Noc. The record is from RefSeq and is a predicted model, not a curated record. Lineage: Eukaryota; Metazoa; Arthropoda; Insecta; Diptera; Culicidae. Gene Ontology annotation, biological process: negative regulation of DNA-templated transcription. The transcript has 2 exons. The coding region runs from base 375 to 1835 and encodes 486 amino acids. Gene Ontology annotation, cellular component: nucleus.
UCCAGUUUUCAGUUUGAGUUUGUCUGUCGGGCCGUUAACAGCUCUUUCUCAGAGCUCGGAAAAUCAAAACGUUGGAUUUAGUGAACAGUUUAAAUGUUACAUGUGCGUCGAAUGGUGCAGAAGGGAUAUACUACUGAACGAGGAGAAAUUGAGUGGAUAAGGCGGAAGCUACAAUUUGAAUAACAAAGUGGAGUGGGAAGAUUCUUUCUCAGGAGUUAGCUCCAGUGGUGCGAGAAAUAAUCAAAAAGUGUUGUUUGCAAUCAAAGGAUAAUAAAUAACUGGAUAACAACUCGUGAAGAGUGCUUGAAAAAAUAUACAAAUCGAACCAACAUUAUUGUGUGCUGGAUUUCAACAAUUUUGGAUUAUACACCCAAAUGGUGAUACUGGACGGUGCAGCAAUGUUGCAAGUAGGAAACAAUCAGUACCUUCAGCCAGAUUAUAUGUCACCACUACCAACAACGCUGGAUUCCAAAAAGAGUCCACUAGCGCUGUUGGCACAAACCUGCAGCCAAAUCGGAGCAGAUUCUGGCAAUAUAACUGUAAAGUCUUUGGUUUCUCCGUCGGAAAAGACAAAGAAGUCGUCAUCAUCAUCUUCGACUGCUUCAAUGGAGAACGGCAUGAAUUCGUCAAGCUCGCGGUCACCGUCGGUGAAAACCGAAAAGUCGGAUUCAUCUCCUGAGAUAAAAUUGGCGUUUAAACCUUAUGAAAUGAAUGUGCUUACGACGAAAGUGAAGAAUGAAGAUCGUCCAUCAUCGAAGAUGAGUAGUGGAAGUGAUGUGCUAAACAAUAAUAGUGUGAAUCAUACAAAUAAUAAUGAAAUUAAAAAGGAUGUUCGCACUUCGUCCCGUGGUAGUGCCGAAUCGCCUGGUCGUUCGGGAAGUGUGCACAUGAAGAAUACUGAAGUUAGUGACAAUGGAAAGAACACACCGGAAGGAAGCAAUCGAAAAAGCAGUUCUCCGAGUGAUCGUGACAAAACUUCUUCCAGUCCGGUUGUACGUUCUGGUGCGGACAUUUUCCAAGGUGCUAAAGACAUUCAAGGAUACAAACACAGUGCUUACGGGAUCAAUCCGAUGACGGGAAUGCCCUCACCGUCCGGUAUCGAUCAUACCAAUCCGGCGUUUCGGCCUCCAUUUGCUGGAGCUUUCAGUCAUCAUCAUGCAGCUAUGCUGGCGGCCGCUUACCCUGGGGCGGCAGCAGCUGCUGCUGCGGCAGGAGCCAAUCCGUACCUCAGUUAUACUCGUGUAAAAACUCCAUCUGGUGGUGAAACAUUGGUUCCAAUAUGCAAAGAUCCGUAUUGUACUGGGUGCCAAUUCUCAGCACAUAACCAUCAGAUGAUGAUGGGUGGACAGUGUCCAGCUGGCUGUACUCAAUGCGAUCACCAAAAGUAUAGCUUAGCUAUGGCAAUGGGCACACUACCGCCGGGAUAUCCUUAUCCACCAGCAGCGACUCAGCCCGGACGUCCUUACAUGUGCAACUGGGUCAUGGGUGAUUCGUAUUGCGGAAAACGAUUCAACACCACCGAUGAACUGUUAUCUCACUUGCGUACACACACUGCCAACUUAUCUGACCCGGCGGCACUGGCUCUUCAGCAACAGUUAAUGCCAUUAAGUGGAAUCUUUCCACCUUCAUCUAUGCAUCGAGGAUACCCGAAUCCUCCGCUUAGUCCACUUUCUGCUGCUAGAUAUCAUCCGUAUGCCAAACCAGGAGCACUACCGGCAGGUCUUCCUGGGUCACCGUAUGGAGCAGCGUUCAAUCCAGCUGCGUUUGGCCAAUACUAUUCACCGUACGCCGCCGCCUUGUACAGUCAACGGAUGGGAGCAGCAGUACAUCAGUAAAACAUCUCUUUCCAGUCGGAGUGCCGUGGUGUUAUUUUCUAUAAAUCUGUGAUAUUAAUCUUAUUCUAUCGCAAAAAAAUGGAAUUAGAAGGAUUGAUCCUGAUACUACCAGACUAGUAGUGGUCACAACUGUGUAUAUCAAAUCGUGGCUGUAAAACUAGUUUCAAGACUAUCAACAAUUCUUCUUUUUCUAUAAUGAAGCUAAACCAAAUAAAAGCAAACAGGAAUCGUUCUUAAAACUAGUUUCAAGCCAUGGUUUCAUGUUAAAUCUACAGCGUCAUAGAAAAGGCAAAAUAAAUUGUGUAACGCAUUUAGGAUGUACCGACGGCAUUUUGUGCUAUUGACUUAGAUUCGCGUGUAGGCAGUAUGGUAAUCUCUUAAUUUAAACUGUGUUCGGAUAUUUGAAGUUAAACUUUUCAGUGAAUUGAUAGUUUAUUUAUUUUCAAAGAAAAUUAUGUUUUGAUGUCUUGAAAUGUUCCCUCAAUUAUUUUGUUUGAAUUUAUUCAAGAAAUAACACGUUAUGCAAAAAUCCACCAGGAGGUGAAUUUCACUGAAAUUUAGAGAUUGAUUUUUGCAGGUAUAAACAUAUGAAAAGUUGUACAGUCAAUAACUAAGCGAGACGAAAAAGAUAUAAAAAUUAACAAUCCACAAACAAUAUUGAUUAUCCUAAGAUGUACGAAUAGAUACAGACAAGAAUAAAUAAACGAUUUUGUAAGAAAAAGUUGAAAUCAAA